Molecule: messenger RNA, 993 nt
Organism: Durio zibethinus
Lineage: Eukaryota; Viridiplantae; Streptophyta; Magnoliopsida; Malvales; Malvaceae
Product: Bifunctional inhibitor/lipid-transfer protein/seed storage 2S albumin superfamily protein
Biological process (GO): systemic acquired resistance
Molecular function (GO): fatty acid binding
Source: RefSeq, a predicted model, not a curated record
UAAUGGCAUGACAUGACUGCCAUUCAUAUAUAUAUAGAUGUCUGCUGUGCAAACACAAUUUCCUUGUAAGAGGAAAGCAUUCUAAGGGAGAGAAUUUGAGCUCAAAUAUGAAGCUUUUUGGUUCCAAGGCUCUGCCAUCUUUGGUUUUUGUGUUGGUCCUAACAGGUUUGCUGGAGCAAGGUGAGGGGACUGCUUGUAGCAGCACAUUCUUCUCAGCACUGGUGCAGUUAAUACCCUGCAGAGCAGCAGUUGCUCCUUUUAGCCCCAUUCCACCAAGUGAGACCUGCUGCAAUGCUAUCAAAUCUCUGGGGCAACCUUGUCUGUGUGUUCUUGUAAAUGGCCCUCCCAUAUCUGGUGUUGAUCGGAACAUGGCCCUGCAGCUGCCUGAGAAAUGCACUGCCAACUUUGAACCAUGUGAUAUAAUGAAGUAGAUGCAUGUGUGAUUUUAUGAAUAAGUUUGUGGAGAGCUCAUGAGAACCUUUCCCUGUUAGUACUAUUGGCAGAUUGCCCCCACAAUAAAAGGAUAUAUGAACAUUAAUUUUAAGUACUAUAUAUAAGCCUGUGGGGGGUCUUGUUCCGUGGAACCUUUUUCUUCUUGUUUCUGUUUCCUUCCUAAACAGAUUGCUUAGUUAGUUGCAUAUUAAUAGCUUAUUUCCUUUGGUGAGAGUUCAUUGCCUCCAUUUUCUUUUAUGAUAUGUAUGUCUCUUCUUUCUCUAUCAAACUAUGGUAUAAUUACUCUUUUAGAAUUUAGGGUCAUUGCCCAGGAAAUUUAUGCUUUCCCAGCCUUUAUGAGGCUAUAAAAGCAUAUUUUUCGCAUAUUUUUGUCUGGCAUACGCCUCUCCCAUUCCGGAAGAGAACAGCUUUCGGCUAGCAUAAAUUAAACAUAUGCAAUUAACAUACUGAUGAAUUUAAAACGAUCAAGUUUCUUCGUACGUUUUGGGUAUGGUACAGAUUUCAUUGGUUGGAGUAUCACCAAUUUAGAUCUUGAAACCG